Gorilla gorilla gorilla (western lowland gorilla) is the source of this 11530-nucleotide messenger RNA. It is a transcript of the gene ZNF623, whose product is annotated as zinc finger protein 623. NCBI's taxonomy places the organism in Eukaryota, Metazoa, Chordata, Mammalia, Primates, Hominidae. The record is from RefSeq and is a predicted model, not a curated record. Gene Ontology annotation, molecular function: DNA-binding transcription factor activity, RNA polymerase II-specific; RNA polymerase II cis-regulatory region sequence-specific DNA binding. The transcript is spliced from 2 exons. The coding region runs from base 5104 to 6594 and encodes 496 amino acids. Gene Ontology annotation, biological process: regulation of transcription by RNA polymerase II.
ACCCCUGGUUCCCUCUCCUUCCCCCCGCCCGGAGCCCAGGCCGUAGAGCCGCGGGCUUGAGUGUCCGUGUCGCAGUCUUCAGGUCGCCAGGCCUGCGUGAGGUUGAUGCCGCAGACAUGUUUUACGGUGUGACAGGACUGGGUGUGGGCGUUCCCGCGGCUGUGCCUGAACCCUGCCUCCGCUCCCUGGGGCCUCGAGGCCUCUCGGUGCUGGAGGAGAUGCAGCGCCAGCAUCUUCUGUGCUGUUGGGGAUAGGGGUGGGGAGGGAAACGUGAUGAGCAGAAUUAGAAUUAAGUACGAGACUUGGACCUGGAGAAUUCCCAGAUGGGGAGAGGUGGUGUGGCUACGCUGUCCUGCUUUUUCUUGAAGGUACCCUUUUCCCUUCGAGUCUUUAGGAAUCCCAGUGGCGUUCUCUGUGCUUCUGUCAAGGCUGUCUUGCUCCCGUCACACACAGGCUACGUCAUGGUCCAGGGACUCUCAGGGUCUGGGCAGCGCCUGGAUGCUGGCCUCAGACUCAUAGGUAGUUGGUGUGAAGCAGCUCAGGGAGCUGCCGAGCUUGUCUUCGCUGCCUCGGGGUCAUGGAAGAUGACCCAGGAGAGGACACAGGGGGCUCGUGGUUGUCCUUGGGCAGAGCCCUGAGCAGCAUGCCGGUAGCAGAAGCCAAAUGGCCUGGGUGGGGCGGGGGCAGGUGACAGCUGGCUCCAGUUCUCUGACCUUACGCUUCUUACCUCCCUGAACUUCCGGGGCAUCGUGGGGAGCACUAGGAACAGAAGCGCUCCCUGCCUAGCCUGUGGCGCCCAGUAGGCCCCUUGGUGUGGCGCGGGGCAAGGAGGUCCAGAUGUUAGUGGAGCUCUAGUCCACGUCUCACUCGGUUGCCCUCUGGUUCUGCUUUUCCUGUUUCCUGAGGGCGAAGCUUGGUGUAUCCUGUUAAUUUCUUCAGGCUGUAAGCAACACACAGUGACUCUGGCUGGGAGCUUGAGGCUGGAAUAUCCGCUUACCAGUGUAGGUGCAAGAGCUGGGGGCUUCUAGUGCCAGAUGGGACACCCCUAGACACCCCAGAGCUGCUGUGGCUGCUGAUGAUACACAACAUCUGCUGUUGAGACAAUUUCAAGUGAUAUUUAUUUAUUUAUUUAUUUUUGAGACGGAGUCUUGCUCUGUCGCCCAGGCUGGAGUGCAGUGGCAUGAUCUCGGCUCACUGCACCCCCUGCCUCCCGGAUUCAAGUGAUUCUUCUGCCUUAGCCUCCUGAGUUGCUGGGACUACAGGCACACGGCACCACGUCCGGCUAAUUUUUGUAUUUUUAGUAGAGACGAGGUUUCACCAUAUUGGUCAGGCUGGUCUUGAACUCCUGACCUUGUGAUCUGCCCACCUCGGCUUCCCAAAGUGCUGGGAUUACAGGCGUGAGCCACCGCGCCUGGCCUCAGGUGAUGUUUUAUCCAGCAAAUUCUGUGUUACAACAGGAGAUGGGUCCAUGCUAGUCAGUUCGUUGUGUGGAGCCACAAGUCAGGUGGCUUCUUUUUUUUUGCAUUUCAUGUCAGUUUCUUUAAAUGAAAAUGUAUUGAUUUAAUUUUACUUAAAUUCAUAGAAGAAAAAGGUAAGCAAAAACUGAAGAUAGCUAUUUUGAGAUAACUGUUUCUUCAAAGCAAGAUAUUUGCAAUUUUAAAAACUUUCUCUGGAGGCGGGCAGAUCAUGAGGUCAAGAGUUCGAGACCAGCCUGACCAACAUGGUGAAACCCCAUCUCUACUAAAAGUACAAAAGUUAGCCAGGCGUGGUGGCACGCCCCUGUAAUCCCAGCUAGUCAGGAGGCUGAGGCAGGAGAAUCACUUGAACCUGGGAGGUGGAGGUUGCAGUGAGUGGAGACCAUGCCAUUGCACUCCAGCCUGGGCGACAGAGUGAGAUUCCAUCUGAAAAAAAAAAAAAACAAAAACUUUCUCAAAAGUUAAAAAAAUUAUGAAAAUUAUUAAGAGGCACACAUAUGGUUUUAAGAUAUGUUCUUGUAAACAGAAACACCUUGUUUCUGGCCAGGCGUGGUGGCUCACGCUUGUAAUCCAAUCCCAGCACUUUGGGAGGCCGAGGUGGGUGGAUUACCUGAGGUCAGGAGUUUGAGACCAGCCUGGGUAACAAAGUGAAACUCCAUCUGUACUAAAAAUGCAAAAAAAUUAGCCGGGCGUGGUGGCAGGUGCCCGUAAUCCCAGCCACUUGGGAGGCUGAGGCAGGAGAAUCGCUUGAACCCACGAGACAGAGAUUGCAGGGAGGUGGAGAUUGCAGUGAGCCGAAAUUGUGCCACUGCACUCCAGCCUGGGCGACAGAGUGAGACUCUGUCUCAAAAAAUAUAUGUAUAUAUCAAAUAAAUAAAAAAUAAAAGAAACAGCUUGUUUCCAGGUAGUAUAACAGCCAUUUUAAAGUUUAAAAUCAGAAGGUAUCAACUGAGUUCCAAAACAAGAAACCAACAUCUCCACCCCACCGUUCCCCCACUUCUUUUUUUUGAGAUGGAAUUUUGCUCUUGUUGCCCAGGCUGGAGUGCAAUGGCACGAUCUCAGCUCAUUCCACCCUCUGCCGCCCGGGUUCAAGAGAUUUUCCUGCCUCAGCCUCUCGAGAAGCUGGGAUUACAGGCGUGUGCCACCACACCUGGCUAAUUUUGUAUUUUUAGUAGAGAUGGGGUUUCACCAUGUUGGCCAGGCUGGUCUCAAACUCCUGACCUCAGGUGAUCUGCCUGCCUCGGCCUCCCAGAGUGCUGGGAUUACAGGCAUGAGCGACCAUGUCUGGCCCACCCCCUUUUUAAUUUAUUUUUAUUUUUAUUUAUUUAUUUUUGAGAUGGAGUUUCGCUCUUGUUGCCCAGGCUGGAGUGCAAUGGCGUGAUCUUGGCUCACUGCAGCCUCCACCUCCGCCUCCUGGGUUCCAGUGAUUCUCCCGUCUCAGCCUCCUAAGUAGCUGGGAUUACAAGCAUGUGCCACCAUGCCCAGCUAAUUUUGUAUUUUUAGUAGAGACGGGGUUUCUCCAUGUUGGUCAGGCUGGUCUCGAACUCCUGACCUCAGGUGAUGUGCCUGCCUAGGCCUCCCAGAGUGUUGGGGUUACAGGCGUGAGCCACCGCAUCUGGCCUGUCUUUUUAAAAUAGAGACUGUGUUUCACCGUGUUGACCAGGGUGGUCUCUAACUCCUGAGCUCAAGCAGUCUACCUGCCUCAGCCUCCCAAAGUGCUGUGAUUACAGGUGUGAGCCGCCGCACCUGGCCCAGUUUGAAUUUAUCAUCAUGGGGAGAACUGAAUCUGAAUAUUUUGAGUUGUAUAUUAGCAUUAUUUAAGACGUAGGUUAAAGUUGCUGUAACAGAUUCAAAUAUGGUGUUUCAAAUAAGAAACUUGAGUUGUCUUAUUCUCUCUUAAAGGUAGGGUUGGCCUCCAGGGACUCUGGCUGCCCUGCCUCAUCAGCACUGUGGAGAGGGGAGAGAGUGGACAGCACGCACACAUCACUUCCCUUCUCGCCUCAUCUUGGUCACAAACUCACCUAACUUAAGGGGACACUAGGAAAUGUCAUUUCUGGGGCAGUCAUUAGUAAUUUGAUGGGGUUUCUAACACUUGAAGAAGGAAACAGGAAUGCUGGGGAACCACAUUGGCUACCCAAGGGUCCAGUGGACCUUUCAUCCCACACGUGGGGGUGUGCCAGUGUGGGUCCAGACCACUGCAAUAAAGUGAAUAGCAAAACAAAGCAAGUCACAGAAACUUCUUAGCUUCCCAGUGUAUAUAAAAGUUACGUUUAGGUAUGCUGUAGUUACUAUUCAGUAUGCAAUAGCAUUAUGUCUAAAAAUGUAAAUAAUUUAAAGAUACUUUAUUGCUAAAAGAUGAUCAUCUGAGCCUUAAGUUGUAAUCAUUUUGCUGGUGGAGGGUCUUGCCUUUCUUGAUGGCUGCUGACUGAUCAGGGUGAUGGUUGCUGAAGGUUGGUGUGACUGGCAGUUUCUUAAAAUGGGACGAUGAAGUUUGUCACAUCAGUGGAAUCUUGCUUUCACAAAAGAUUUCUCUGUAGCAUGCAAAGCUGUUCGCUAGUAUUUUACCCAAGUAGAACUUCUUUCAAAAUUAGAGUCAAGCCUCUCAAACCCUGCCUGUGUUUUAUCAACUAAGUUUAUGGAAUCUUCAAAAUCCUUUGUUGUCAUUUCAACAGUGUUCACAGCAUCUUCACCAGGAGCAGAUUCCAUGUCAAGAAACGUACUUGUUUUCCUCAUCUCUAAGAAGCAACACCUCAGCCGGGCACGGUGGCUCAUGCCUGUAAUCCCAGCACUUUGGGAGGCUGAGGCAGGUGGAUCACCUGAGGUCAGGAGUUUGAGACCAGCCUGGCCAACAUAGCCAAAUCCCGUCUCUACUAAAAAUACAAAAAUUAGCUGGGCGUAGUGGUGCACUCCUGUAAUCCCAGCUACUCAGGAGGCUGAGGCAGGAGAAUUGCUUGAACCUGGGAGGUGGAGGUUGCAGUGAGCCGAGAUUGCACCACUCCACUCUGCCUGGGGAACGAGAGUGAAACUCUGUCUCAAAAAAAAAAAAAAAAAAAAAAACCAAAAAAACAAGCAGCAGCACCUCAUCCAUUCAAGUUUGAUCACGAGAUUGAAGCAAUUCAGUGACAUCUUUAGGCUACACUUCCAAAUCUAGCUCUCUUGCUAUUUUCACCACAUCUGCAGUUGCUUCCUCCACUGAAGUCUCAAACCCCUCAAAGAUUCAUGAGGGCUGGAAUCAGGUUUUUCCAAAAUACCAAAUGUUGAUGUUUUGACCUCCUCCCACGAAUCAUGAAUGUUCUUCAUGGCAUCUAUAAUGAUGACUCCUUUCCAGAAGGUUUUCGGCUGACUUUGCGCAGAUCCAUCAGAGGAAUCAUUAUGGCACCUACAGCCUUGUGAAACAUAUUUCUUAAUAAGACUUGAAAGUUGGAGUGACUCCCAGCCACGGGCUGCAGAAUGCACGUUGUGUUGGCAAAAGAAGAACAUCAGUCUCCCUGUUCAUCUCCAUCAGAGCUCUUGGGUGACCAGGAGCAUUGUCAAUUCUAAUGUAGGAACUGGUGAGAAGAAGGUGACUGAAGCCUGGAUUUCUGAGGAUGAAAAUUCACAUAGGACGACGUCAGACAGACUCACGGUGAUGGAGCUCCCCUCUCCCGAGUCUGAGGAAGUCCACGAGCCCAGAUUAGGGGAGCUCUUGGGAAAUCCAGAAGGUCAGAGCCUGGGGAGUUCCCCCUCUCAGGACAGGGGCUGCAAGCAGGUGACAGUGACCCAUUGGAAGAUCCAGACAGGAGAGACAGCUCAAGUGUGCACCAAGUCAGGAAGAAACCGUAUUCUGAACUCAGACCUUCUUCUGCUUCAGAGAGAGCUCAUAGAGGGGGAAGCCAAUCCUUGCGAUAUCUGUGGCAAAACCUUCACGUUUAAUUCGGACCUAGUUAGGCAUCGGAUUUCGCAUGCUGGGGAGAAACCUUACACGUGCGAUCAGUGUGGGAAAGGCUUUGGCCAGAGCUCACACCUUAUGGAGCAUCAGAGAAUUCACACUGGAGAGAGACUCUACGUCUGUAAUGUGUGUGGGAAAGAUUUCAUUCACUAUUCAGGUCUCAUUGAGCAUCAGCGCGUUCAUUCAGGAGAAAAGCCCUUCAAAUGUGCGCAGUGUGGGAAGGCGUUUUGUCACAGUUCAGACCUGAUUAGGCACCAGAGAGUUCACACCAGAGAGAGACCUUUUGAAUGCAAAGAGUGUGGGAAAGGCUUCAGUCAGAGCUCCUUACUUAUUCGCCAUCAGAGGAUUCACACGGGAGAAAGGCCCUAUGAGUGCAAUGAAUGUGGGAAAUCCUUCAUAAGGAGCUCGAGCCUCAUUCGCCACUAUCAGAUCCACACAGAAGUGAAACAGUAUGAAUGCAAAGAAUGUGGGAAGGCAUUCCGUCAUCGCUCAGACCUUAUUGAACACCAGAGAAUUCACACCGGAGAGAGACCCUUUGAAUGCAAUGAGUGUGGGAAAGCCUUUAUUCGGAGUUCAAAGCUCAUUCAGCAUCAGAGGAUCCAUACUGGGGAGAGGCCUUACGUAUGCAAUGAGUGUGGGAAGCGCUUCAGCCAGACGUCAAACUUCACCCAGCAUCAGAGGAUUCACACUGGAGAGAAACUCUAUGAAUGUAACGAGUGUGGGAAAGCUUUCUUUCUGAGUUCAUACCUUAUUCGACACCAGAAAAUCCACACUGGAGAGAGAGUGUAUGAAUGUAAGGAAUGUGGGAAAGCGUUUCUCCAGAAAGCCCAUCUCACCGAGCACCAGAAGAUCCACUCUGGGGACAGGCCCUUCGAAUGUAAAGACUGUGGGAAGGCCUUCAUCCAGAGCUCCAAGCUGCUUCUGCACCAGAUUAUUCACACUGGAGAAAAGCCCUAUGUGUGCAGUUAUUGUGGGAAGGGCUUUAUUCAGAGGUCAAACUUCCUUCAACACCAGAAAAUUCAUAGUGAAGAGAAGCUCUAUGAAUGUAGUCAGUAUGGGAGAGAUUUUAACCCAACUACAAACUUUAAAAAUAAUCAAAGUGUUCACCAAGAGGGACUCUCCUUGAGUAAGGCCCCCAUACAUUUGGGUGAGAGGUCUGUAGAUAAGGGGGAACACACAGGUAACUUAUAAAAUAAUUAUUCUCCCGCCCAGUGAGUGAUGUUUGGAAAUGCGUGGAAUUAGGAUUCAUGUGGUUUCUAAGAUUUGGACAUGUCAGAAUUUUGUGAGUCAUGGAUGGGGCUGCUUUUGCAGUGGGUGCUACCUGCCACUGUGCAGCCCUACUCGGCUCAGCCCUUCUCCUCAGCUGUGAGCACUGUCCUCAGGAGAGUCACAGGGCUUGACACCUGACUCUGAGCUGGAACAGUAGGGGCAGGGAGAAGACAGGUCUCAAGAAAAGGUUUUUAAGAAGUUUCAUCCCCAGUUAAGCAGAGUCCAUCCUGGACUUAAAUCCCUUAUUACAGCAGAACUGUGUAUCUAAUCUUACGACUUAGGAGAAUGUUACCUAGGACAUUUUGAUGUGUUAAGUUGAAGAAAGGUAACUCGUGUAUGAACCCCGAGCCAUUUCCCUGUUGUCCUGAGGAGGAACUCCAGGCCUCCCAUCGUGUGCCCUAAGGCCUCCUGCGUCCUGGAGCCCUGCCUCCCACUGCCUGACUUCCUGCCACAUGGUUAAUGCUGCAGCAACACCGACUGCUUCAUCUUCCCUGUGCUCCACGCGGCUUCCUACCUCUCUCGCCUUUGUUCUUGUUGAAGGGUCUCUUCUCAGCUAAUUAACUCUGAAUUAUGGUUCAAGACAUGCCUCAGGCAUCAUGUCAAUGGGUGUUUCCCUCAGGCUUAGUUGGCAGCACUCUCCACACCUCUGUGGCUCAGUGAUUACUGCUAUUACUAUAUUUACUUGCAUAUGUCAGAAUGACGUGAUAGACUAUCUCUGUCACUAUGCUCUUGAGUUCCUGAGGACAGUGAUCAUAUCUGAUUGAUGUCCAUGUGUCCACUGUCUAGCACAGGGCAAUAAAAAAUACACCCCUAAAUCUAUGUGUAAUUGGCAUCUCUCUUGCUUUGUCCUUUCUAUACUGCCAUUCUAAAAAUUUUCAGCUGUUGGCUGUUUUUUUUGUUGUUUGUUCAUUUUGUAUCAGUAUAAUCUACGAUUCUGUUAGAAGUAUCUUCUCAGCCCUGCUACUGUCUGCUGCUCCUACUUAGAAGUUGCAGGCAAUAUCCUGUGCACAUCCACGCCCUCCUGUGUGCCACCUUACAGCUCAUGCAGAACUGUCUACUUGAUCUGGAGGGCAUUGACACCUGGCUCAGCUAGAACAGUGGGGACAGGAGGAGGCAGGUCUCAAGAGAAGGUCUUCACUUGUCUGUAUCUUUCUGUCUCACUCGAAAGGCACAGUCUCAAUGCACUACGUAACUCUUCUGUUGUAGCAGUUCUAAGGUUGAACUGAGCUCUUGUCGUUUUCCAUGCUCUCUGGCUCAUUGUGUCAUUUCAAAAUGUAUUGAUAUCUAUAAGGAAUAGUCCUAAAUGUUGGGAAAACAGAUGAGCAACCCACCACCCUGAAGUCAUCCACAGUGUAGUGGGGAAGCCGGAGAUCACAGGAGGAUGAGUUAAGUAUGUGCUCUCAGGCGUGAAGGAGCACAGGUGAGGGGUGCCUGAUGUGGCACAGAGCUGGGAAGGCAUUACAGAAGAGGUGACAUUUCAGCUGGGCCAGAGAUCAGUAGAGAGCAGCUGAAGAAGAAAAUAGGGUCCAGGAGAGGAAUCUGCAGAAACAUGGAGCCAUGACAGAUGGCUUUUUGGCUAGGACUGUUCAAAAGCAGGCGAGGUAAAUGGCCAGUGGACAGCCACCUCGCCAAACUGUUAGUCUUUACCUCUGAAUUUCAUCUGAACAUGAACCCCAAAGUCCAGUUUUGUAACGAUACAAUUUUUUUCUCAUGAGGCCAUAUUUUGAGUUCUUAAAUACUACCAACCCUGAAAGUCUCAGGACAAAUAAUUCAAAAAAGAGAUUACAUUUUCUGGAAAAUCAGCAUUACUAGAGAUGUUUCAAAUGUAGAUUUUACCAGACCAUUUUAAUCAACUUUAUUGAGAUUCAAUUUUCAUAUAGUAGAACGCCUAUUUAAGUGUACAAGGUUUUGAAAAAUCUAUACACCUGUGUAACCACCACCACCUGUGUAACCACCACCGCCAGAACCAAGAACGUUUCUGUCACCCAAAAAAGUUCCCUUUUGCCUUUUCCUAGUUAAGCCCACUCCAGCCCCAGAUAACCACUUUCUAUCCUCAUAGAUUAGUGUUGCUUGGUUUAGAGCCUCAUACGAAUGGAUUCAUCUAGUAUGUGUUCUUUUGCGUCUGAUGUCUCACUUUGGCAUGUUUUUAGACUCAUCCAAGCUGUUUUGUGUUUCAGUAGUUCUCCUUGCUGAAUAGUAUUCCAUUGUGUGGAUAAGCCAUCAUUUGUUUAUUCAUCCACGUGUUAAUGGGUUUCCAGUCUCGGCUCUUAAAACUAUGAGCAUUUGUGUAAAAGUAUGUAUUUGCACAUGUGUUUUUAUUUCUCUUGGGUAAGUACCUAGGACUUUCAUUGCUGUGUUGUAAGUGUCUUAGUUCAUUCAGGCUGCCAUAACAAAAUACCAUCAACUGGGAGGCUUAUAAACAACAGAAAUUUAUGUUUUACAGUUCUGGAGGCUGGGAAGUCCAAGAUGAGGGUGUCAACAUUUGGUGUCUAGUGAGGGCCUGCUUCCUUUUAAGUAGAUGUCUUCUCACUGUGACUGCACGUGGUGGAAAGGGACUAGCAAGCUUACCCCAUUCGUGAGGGCUCUCCCCUUGUGGUUCUGUCCCCUCCCCAAGACCCCACCUCAUAUCAUCUUAUGGGUUAGGAAUUUGACAUGAAUUGUGCAAGGAUGUAAACAUUCAGUCCAUUGCAAUACGUGUUUCUAACUUCCUAAGACAUUGUCACACAGCCCUCUGUAGUGGUUGAAUCAUUUUACACUAUUACUACAUUAUGGGAAGAUUCCAGUUGCUCCAUGUCUUUGCUAACACUCGGCAUUGUCAGUCUCUUAAAGUUUAAUCCACUCUAGCCUCCUUAUGAUUUUAAUUUGUAUUUGCCCACUGAAUAAUGUAUGUCUAUGAUUUCAUCUGCUUAUUGCUUUGCUGUGUCGUCUUUUGUGAUGUGUCUGUUUGUACCUUUUGCCUGUUUUUAAGUUGGGAUGCUUAUUGUUGACUCAAGUUCUUUCCAUAUUCUGCAUGAAAAACAUAUAUGUAAUAUAUAGAAUUCUUUGUCUUCAUUUGUGACAAAUAUUGUGAAUAUUUUCUUUUCAUGUUUGGUUUGCCUGUUCAUUUUCUUAAUGGUGUCUUUUGAAUAUUUUUUAUUAAGCCUAAUUUAUCAAAGAUUUGGGUGUGGUGGCUCAUGUCUGCAAUCCCAGCACUUUGGGAGGUCAAGGUGGGCAGAUCAUCUGAGGCCAGAAGUUUGAGACCAGCCUGGCCAACGUGGUGAAACCCCGUCUCUACUAAAAAUACAAAAAUUAUCUGGGUGGGUGGCACACCCCUGUAGUCCCUGCUACUCAGGAGGCUGAGGCAGGAGAAUCACUUGAACCCAGGAGGCAGAGGUUGCAGUAAACCAAGAUAAUAAUAAUAAUGAUUUAUGAUAUUUUAUAAUAAUUUGAGUUUAAGAAAUUUGCCUACUCAAAGGACAUGAUUUUUUCCUAUGUUUUUUAUUUUAUGGAACUUUUAUAGUUUUACGUUUUACAUUUAAGUCUGUGAUCCAUUUUGAGUUCAUUUUUGUGUACCAUAUGCGAUAAGGGUCAAGAUUCACUUUUUUAUCUGUGUGGUUGGUUGUUUCGGUUCUAUUUGUUGAGACUCUACUUUCCCAAUGACCAAGUCUUCACAGGUUUGUAAAAACUUAAGUGACAUAGAAGUGGUCUGUUCUGGACACCAUUCUUCUUGCAUGUGUAACUUUACACCAAUAUGACACUAUAUUGAUUACUGUAGUUUUAUUUGAGGCAGAAAUCUCAUUCUGUUGCCCAGGCUGGAGUGUAGUGGCACAAUCACAGCUAAUGUAACCUCGAACAUCCGGGCUCAAGUGAGCCUCUUUCCUUAGCCUCCCAAGUAGUUGGGACUGUAGGCAUGCAUCACCACAUCUUGCUAAUUUUUUAUUUUUUUUUUGUAGAGAUGGGGGUCUCACUAUGUUGACCAGGCUGGUCUUGAACUCCUGGCCUCAAGGGAUCUUCCUGCCUCAGCCUCCCAGAGGGAUUACAGGUGUGAGCCACCACUCCUGUCCAACUGUAGUUGAACUCAGGUAUUGGAAGGGCUUCCGUUUUGUUCUUUUCCCAUUUUUUUUUUUUUUGACUUCUAGAUCCUUUGCAUUUUCGUAUAAAAUUUGAAGUCAACUUCUAUCAACUUCAGGCCAGGCCCAUGGCUCAUGCCUGUGUAAUCCCAGCACUUUGGGAGGCCAAGGCAGGCGGAUCACUUGAGGUCAGGAGUUCAAAACCAGCCUGGCCAACAUGGUGAAACCCCAUCUCUACUAAAAAUACAAAAAAAUUAGCCAGGCGUGGUGGCAGGCGCCUGUAGAAUCCCAGCUACUCGGGAGGCUGAGGCAGGAGAAUUGCUUGAACCUGGGAGGUGGAGGUUUCAGUGAGCUGAGAUCGUGGCAUUGCACUCUAGCCUGGGCAACCAAGAGUGAAACUGUCUCAAAAAACAACUUUUAUCAAUGUCUGCAAAAAGAAAGUCUUCCAGGAUUUAUAGAUCAAUUUAGGGAGAAAUGACAUUUUAACAAUUCUGAGUUUUCCAAUUGUUGAACAUGGUGUACUGCCCCAUUUAUUUAGAUCUGUUAAUUUGUCUCAGUUUGCAGCUCUCACAUUUUGUUAAAUUCAUGUAUUUAAUAUUUCUGCAUGCUAUUGCAAGUGGUAAGGUUUUUAAAAAGCUAUUUUCUAGUUAUUGCUAGUAUAUAGAAAUGCAUUAGACUUGUACAUUGAUCUUGUAUCAAGCAACUUAGAUCAGUUAACUUAUUCUAGUAGCUUUUUUCUAGAUUCUUUAGCAUUUUCUAUGUAGAUAAUCAUGUCAUCUGUGAAUAAAGUAUUUUACUUUUCCAAUUUA